AUGGAUUCGAGCAGGAGAGCGGUGGAGUCGUACUGGAGAUCGAAGAUGGUCGAUGCAGCAACCUCCGAUGAAGACAAGGUAGCACCCGUUUACAAGUUGGAAGAGAUUUGUGAGCUCUUGCGGGCUUCUCAUGUCAGUAUCGUUAAAGAGAUGUCAGAAUUUAUCUUGAAGCGGCUUGAACAUAAGAGCCCCAUUGUUAAACAAAAGGCUCUGAGGUUGAUAAAAUAUGCUGUUGGAAAGUCUGGUGUGGAGUUCAGGAGGGAAAUGCAAAGACAUUCGGCUGCUGUACGUCAGUUAUUUCAUUACAGGGGUCAGACGGAUCCUUUAAAGGGGGAUGCCCUUAAUAAGGCUGUGAGGGACACUGCUCAUGAGGCUAUCUCUGCUAUUUUUUCAGAGGAGAAUAAGCCAGCAACUACUGAAGAUCUUAACAAACGGAUUGAAGGAUUUGGGAAUACAAAUUUUGAAAUGCCAUCGGAAGAUAAGAAAUCGUUUCUUAGUGAAGUAGUUGGUAUUGGAAGUGCAUCUAUUAAGCAGGGACUUAGUAGCUUCACACAAGGCCAUUCAUUACGGAAGAAUGACAAUGGAAGCUACAAAAGUCCUAAUCUUCGAAAGUCAUUGACCAUAGAAAAUGACCACUCAGAUAGAUAUGAACCAGUUCAGUUACGGGUUGAAACUCAGAGUAGUUUUGGAGCUUCAAAGAGUGCAACUAGUGGACCUUGGAUCCAAGACAAUCGGGGCUUAAAUGCAGAGACAAAAAAUGGGGGAUCUAUUUCAAGUUUUAGAGAGAGCAAGACUCGUGAGGAGAGGUUAUUGGAGACUGUUGUGACAUCUGGUGGUGUACGUCUGCAGCCUACUCGGGAUUGUAUUCAGGCUUUUCUAGUAGAGGCAGCAAAGUUCGAUGCACUGGCCCUAAGUCAUGCCCUUGAAUCUAAGCUCCAGUCUCCUGUGUGGCAGGUACGCAUGAAAGCUGUGUGUGUGCUCGAUGCAAUCCUAAGGAAAAGGGAUGAUGAGCAAUUUUCAAUUGUAGCUUCAUACUUUAGUGAGAAUAAAGAUCUUGUCAUCAGAUGUACUGAGUCUCCUCAAUCUUCUCUGAGGGAAAAAUCUACCAAGGUAUUGAACCUUUUGGGUGGGGAGCAGGCAGGCGGCUUGAUGGGAAAUUCGGAAAAGUCGGUCAAGGCUGAGACCACUUCAUUUCAGAUGCCUGACUUAAUAGACACUGGAGAUUCAAAUGAUUUAUUUGAAACAAAUGAUUCUAGACAGGAGCCAAUUGAUCACAACACAGCAAAUCUGACAACAUCUACAAGUCAUUUAAUUGAUGAUCUAUUUGGAGAUAGUUAUGGUGAUGGUGGGAACUCCAGGGAACAAAAAACUGAUGAUGAUCCCUUCGCAGAUGUUUCAUUCCACACUAGCGAGAGUAGAGAACAUGUGGAUGAUCUCUUUUCUGGGUUGACCUUUGACAGUAAACCAGGAACUAAUGAGAAUCAUAUGACAACUAAAAAUGGACCAGAGCCAUUUGAUAUUUUUGGGUCAAAUUCUGAAAUAACCAAGGAUCAAGGAGUUAGUAAAGCGGACGUUGAUGAUUUAAUGGCUGGUAUGUCCAUCACUGAAAAUGUUCCGAAGAUGAAUCAACCAGGAACCACUUCUGGGGCGUCCAUCAAUGAAAAUUUUCUUAAGAUGAAUCAACCGGGAGCUACUUCUGGGGUGCUCCCAGAAAGUAUCUUCACAGAUUCAAAUAAUCAUUCUGGACAUCAGCCAUCAAAUGAUGCUUUAACUAGCAUGCUUGGCUCUCAAGUAACUGGGAUGAAUGCAAAUUCAAUGUUUCCUUCUGGUAACAUGCCAUAUACUGUACCUCCUGGCAUUAUAUUGAAUCCUGCAUUUUAUACUCAGCCUGUGAAUUAUGGUCCUAUGGGAAAUUUUCUUGCUCAUCAGCAAUUUCUGGCUACAAUGUCCAACUUCCAACACUUAAGUAACCUCAAUGCACAAAAUCCUGGGGUUAGUCUUGCAGUUGGCACUGAUGGAGUCGGAUAUUCUAAGGCGCUUCCUGAUGUUUUCCAAUCAAAUUAUCCAAAUCAAGCUCCUAGUUCAUUGAUGAACAACUCAAAGAAAGAGGAAACCAAAGCAUUUGAUUUUAUUUCGGACCAUCUUGCAGCAGCACGUGAUCCAAAGAGGGUAGCUUAAAUAUUUGAACUUCAUAUGCUUCACCUUGCUGGGCCUCCUUGGUGUUUGGUUCGCUGGUUUAUUUAUUGAAGUGGAUGGAUGGAUGGAUGGAUGGAUUGAAACAGGCCAACAUUAAUCACAAUGGUUAACUAUAAAUAUGGUGGCAGUUUCCAUGAAAAUAUGAUAGGAAGUACUGAAGAUGUGGGGAGAUCACGGAACUAGAUUCUGUAUUUGAGGUUAUCUGAGAGAUAUUGUUUUCUAGUGUGUUGAUUCAGCAAAGCAGACAUUAAUUGUAUGUUUCCCCCUCCUGGAUUUGUAAAGCUUUUUUUUCUUCUCUCUUCCUUUUUUUUUCCCUGAGCAUGUGUUAUUGUAUUUCCCCACACUCACAGGAAUGCUUGCGGUACAUGCAUUUGAACAUAGUUAAUAAAGUGACCAUGUUUGUUCC
Manihot esculenta (cassava) is the source of this 2602-nucleotide messenger RNA. Its product is annotated as protein MODIFIED TRANSPORT TO THE VACUOLE 1. NCBI's taxonomy places the organism in Eukaryota, Viridiplantae, Streptophyta, Magnoliopsida, Malpighiales, Euphorbiaceae. The coding region runs from base 1 to 2178 and encodes 725 amino acids. Gene Ontology annotation, cellular component: trans-Golgi network membrane. The record is from RefSeq and is a predicted model, not a curated record. Gene Ontology annotation, molecular function: phosphatidylinositol binding; ubiquitin binding. The transcript is spliced from 5 exons.